Pangasianodon hypophthalmus (striped catfish) is the source of this 3793-nucleotide messenger RNA. It is a transcript of the gene rbfox1, whose product is annotated as RNA binding fox-1 homolog 1. Bases 702 to 1751 code for a protein of 349 amino acids. The transcript has 12 exons. Gene Ontology annotation, molecular function: mRNA binding. Gene Ontology annotation, biological process: nervous system development; regulation of alternative mRNA splicing, via spliceosome. Gene Ontology annotation, cellular component: cytoplasm; nucleus. The record is from RefSeq and is a predicted model, not a curated record. Lineage: Eukaryota; Metazoa; Chordata; Actinopteri; Siluriformes; Pangasiidae.
GAAUAUUUUAUGACAAAACGAAAACGUUAAAAGCUUUUUACGCGGGGUUAAAACGCACAGUGAGAGUGCGAGCGCUUCUUCUUGCACCGCACACAUUCCCACAUUCCCUCCAUACUGUAUAUUUUGCACCUCUGUGCAAAAAGAGAAGGAAAGAAAAAGAGAGACAGAGAGAGAUGGAGAUGGAGAGGGAGGGAGGAUGAGUGCAUUGGCUGCGAUGUAUAGGAAUGAGAAGAGAGAGCCAAUGGAGUGUGGAGCUCUGCCCCUCCCGCUCGCACAUCUCAGCUCCUCUGCAGCUCGCGCAAAGCCUGAUGAAUAACAGAGAAGGGACUUGUCUCUGGGAUUAUUAAUUUCCCAUCUCUCUCUCUCUCUCUCUCUCUCUCUCUCUCUCUUCUACUCUCGUGUGCGCUCGCGCUCCCCUCUCUCUUUCUUUUUCUUUCUCCACCUCAUGCACUCGUUGCUCUCAGGCGCUCUUUCUGUUGUUGUUGUUGUUGUUUCUUGUGUUUCCUUUUCCUCGACCUCCUUUUUCCUUCUUCUUCUUCUUCUUUUCUUGAAAUGAUCCUUUCGCUCACGUGCAAGAGCGCGCGACUGGGCUGCAUGGAGCCGCUCGGUCACUGCCGCUGCUGCUAACGCCGAUCCUCAUCCUCAUCCUCUCGAGAGAGUCGCAUCCGGGUAAUCAGGACGCCCCCGCCCCACCGGAGCCCAUGGCCCAGCCGUACCCCUCCGCCCAGUUCGCCCCCCCUCAGAACGGCCUGCCCACCGAGUACCCGGCGUCUCACCCUCACCCCGCCCCCGAGUACCCGGGCACGAGCGCCGUACCUGAGCACACGCUGAACAUGUAUCCUGCAGCGCACACACACAGCGAGCCCAGCGCCGAGUCCAGCGCACACACCGUCUCCGGCACAGCCACGCAGACAGACGACGCAGCACAGACAGACAGCCAGCAACAGACGCAGUCCUCCGAAAGCACGGAAAACAAGACGCAGCCGAAGCGACUCCACGUCUCCAACAUUCCCUUCAGGUUCAGAGAUCCAGACCUCAGGCAAAUGUUCGGCCAAUUUGGUAAAAUCUUAGAUGUUGAGAUCAUUUUUAAUGAGCGGGGCUCUAAGGGUUUUGGUUUCGUAACUUUCGAAAGUAGUGCUGAUGCGGACAGGGCGAGGGAGAAAUUACACGGCACGGUGGUAGAAGGCCGUAAAAUAGAGGUGAACAAUGCAACAGCACGAGUAAUGACAAACAAAAAGACAGUCAACCCAUAUGCAAACGGCUGGAAGUUGAAUCCUGUGGUAGGUGCAGUCUACAGCCCAGAAUUCUAUGCAGUGCCAGGCUUCCCGUACCCAGCUGCCACAGCGGCUGCAGCCUACAGAGGGGCGCACUUAAGAGGGAGAGGACGCACAGUGUACAACACAUUUCGGGCAGCAGCUCCUCCACCACACAUCCCAGCAUACGGAGGUGUCGUGUACCAGGACGGAUUUUAUGGCGCAGAUAUUUAUGGCGGUUACGCUGCCUACCGAUACGCCCAGCCUGCCACAGCUGCAGCUGCCGCCUACAGUGACAGUUACGGACGAGUUUAUGCUGCCGACCCCUACAACCACGCACUUGCUCCAGCAGCCACAUACAGCGUUGGUGCCAUGAACGCUUUCGCACCGCUGACCGACGCCAAGACCAGGAGCCACGCGGACGACGUGGGUCUCGUUCUUUCUUCGCUGCAGGCUAGUAUAUACCGAGGCGGAUACAGCCGUUUCGCUCCAUACUAAAAAAAGGAAAUAUAAUACACACACCUAUCUCAACUCAACUCAACGCGAAUUCUUCCCGAGGGUGGUACAGAGGGAAUCACUUUUCCGAGGCCUGGGUAUUGCAAUACAAUGCAGUCGUGCAUCAUUUUUCAGCACCUCUUGCGGAGGAGAGAGGACAAAAAAAAAAAAACACGGAUAUUUUUCAUCUUAUACCUCAAGAUAUUUUGUGCUGUGUAUUUUAAUAUUGUGGGUUUUUAAUUUCUAAAACAUAGAAUCGUUGGCUGUAGAGGUUUCUGUGGUGAUCUAGAGAGCUGCUAGAUUUAAAAACAAAAAAAGAAGACGUUUAAAGGAAAACAAAAAAAAAAAACAAAUUGUUAGGGCUUUAUCAUUUAUGUAAAUGAAUUAUGUAUGAUAAAUAUUUAGUCCCUUGGGGUGAUCAUAUUUUGUAAGUGACUACAGUAGUACUGGAUUUCUGCUUUUCGUUUUUCGGUUCUUUUUUUGGGGGUUUUUAUGGUGGAUAAACGGCCCAGACACCCACGGAAGCAGCAGCAGGACGGGGCAGGAGGGAAACGAGCCCCGCCCUGAGUGGCACGAAGACACAACAGGGAGGAGCAAACCACUAAAGCAUUGAUUAUUUCCUCCGUCUGAUACCAGUCAUUACUCCAAGCCAAAGUUUACUUUUAUUUUUAUUUUCUUUUUUUAAUCUUACAUGUUCUUCUCCCUGAGUUUUACAUAGCAGCUCUUAGAGUAACUCCAAAACUUCACCAUGACAGUAUUUCACAUUUAAUCUGUUAUCUAGUUUGUAGGUUUAGACCCUGACUAGUUUUACGCCAACCACAGAUGUUCUUCUUAUAUAUAUAUAUAUAUAUAUAUAUAUAUAUAUAUAUAUAUAUAUAUAUAUAACGGUACUUCCACUAUAUUGGUUGAUUUGCUGACUUUUAUAUUAUGGGAGAGAUGAACUUUAAAAAAACAUAGAUUAAAAAAUGCGGUAAAAGUAGUGGUGUUUAUAUUUUUCUCUUUUUUUUCCAAAAGUAACGAUUAUUUGUACCAGAUGAAAGUGGGGGGUGAAUUAUAAUGAUACUAAUAAUAAUUUAUAAUAAUAUUAAUAAUAAUAUUAGAAAUAACAAACCAAGUAUAUUGCAUAUGAGCUGUUCAGUGGAAAAUGUUCUCUUCUAUGAAAUGCACAGCUGUGUAAUGUUUUAGAUUUUAGCGUAGUUAGAAGAAGGUGUCUCUUUUAUUUUUUGUUUUAAUUUUUUUUUUAAACGGGAAUCAUACUCCAAAUUUAUAUCAACACAAGUUCACACAAGUAAUGCAAUCACUAUUGUAUAUAUGAUUAUGAUAUUUUUGUCUGUACUAUUUUGCACACGCAACCUGCAUUUGUUUUUUCAUGAAUUUUUUUGCUAUUAUUAUUAUUAUUAUUAUUAUUAUUAUUAUUAUUAUUAUUAUUUAGCUUUUAUUAUUUUCGAGGUCAUUUGUAACGUGACAUCCUUUGUAAGGUUAUUUUCUAGAGACGCAGCCUUUACAUUUUGAAAACCGUUCGGAAACCUGAGAACUAUAGGACUUGUGAAAAAAGAAAUCUAUAUGUAAAUAUGAAUAAGGAUCAAUAUGUCAUUUUUCCAAGUGCUACACAAAUAAAACCAAGUGCUCCACUUGGCUGUGCAUACACGAAGAAAAACUUCCCUUCCUGUUGUUUACAAGUAUAUCUACUUAGAGAUGUUUGUCACAUAUCUCCUUUUUUUAAAAACUUAAAAAUAUGUCGAUAAAAAAUAUUAAAAUGAAAAUAAAUAAAUAAAAUAGGGCAGCAGCUCAAAUUUAUCCGGCUGCGAAUAUCCUCUCGUGUGUGUGUGUGUGUGUGUGUGUGUGCGUGUGUGUGCGUGUGUGUGUGUGUUAUCACACACCCGGGGCGAGAAAAUUGAUCGUAUUCCACUGCUGUAACUCUGCUAUACUUUUCUGCUUCCAGUAGGUGUUGUGAAACGGGCCUUUUCUCCUUGUCAUUGUAUGUGCAUGCACUCUAUGAUCCGCAUAACAGUAACCAUCAAUAAAGUUUCUCAAGAUAAGGAGAA